This is a messenger RNA of Epinephelus fuscoguttatus (brown-marbled grouper), 5009 nucleotides long. RefSeq names its product delta(4)-desaturase, sphingolipid 1 (gene degs1). The transcript is spliced from 3 exons. Gene Ontology annotation, biological process: ceramide biosynthetic process. NCBI's taxonomy places the organism in Eukaryota, Metazoa, Chordata, Actinopteri, Perciformes, Serranidae. Gene Ontology annotation, molecular function: sphingolipid delta-4 desaturase activity. Gene Ontology annotation, cellular component: membrane. The record is from RefSeq and is a predicted model, not a curated record. The coding region runs from base 193 to 1164 and encodes 323 amino acids.
CCAACUGAGGAGGGCUGAGCUGACUGACUAUCGGCAGGUCAGCCGGGCGGGUUCAAAGACUGAGGAGAGGAGAGGAGGAGGACCGUUGAAAAGCUGACGAGAGUCGGAGAAGUUCUGUUUCGAAACAACGUUGCAAAAUUUAGCCACUUCUUUGUCGAACAAAGUUAUUUAAAACAGUAACGUUCAUCAAAAAUGGGGAAUCGGGUCGCCCGUGAGGACUACGAAUGGGUGUAUACGGACCAGCCGCAUGCCGACAGGAGAAAAGAGAUACUGGCCAAAUACCCAGAAAUCAAGACAUUGAUGGGUCCUGACCAGAGGCUCAAAUGGAUUGUGUGCAUGAUGGUAGCUAUACAGUUUUUAGCUUUCUACUUGGUCAAAGACUUGGACUGGAAAUGGGUUUUGUUUUGGACUUAUGCCUUUGGCAGCUGUAUCAACCAUUCAAUGACCCUUGCUAUUCACGAGAUCUCCCACAACACGGCCUUUGGAAACAACAAGGCCAUGUGGAACCGCUACUUUGCCAUGUUUGCCAACCUACCCAUCGGCCUGCCCUACUCUGCCUCCUUCAAGCGCUAUCACCUUGACCAUCACCGCUACCUGGGUGGAGAUGGGGUUGAUGUGGACAUCCCCACUGAGUUUGAAGGCUGGUUCUUCUGCACACGCUUCCGCAAAUUCAUCUGGAUUAUUCUGCAGCCGCUGUUCUACGCCAUCCGACCCCUCUGCAUCAACCCUAAACCCAUCACUCAGCUCGAGGUGACCAAUGUGGUUGUCCAGCUCACCUUCGACAUCCUGCUCGGCUGUCUGUGGGGGGCCAAGCCUGUGUUCUACAUGCUGGCUGGCUCCAUGUUGGGAAUGGGUUUACACCCCAUCUCUGGUCACUUCAUAGCUGAGCACUACAUGUUCCUCAAGGGCCAUGAGACCUACUCCUACUAUGGUUCCCUCAACUUGCUCACCUUCAACGUGGGCUACCACAAUGAACACCAUGACUUCCCCAGCAUCCCAGGACGCAGGCUGCCCAUGGUGAAGAAAAUAGCAGCAGAGUAUUAUGAUGACCUGCCUCAGUACACAUCCUGGUUGAAGGUCCUGUACGACUUCAUCAUGGACGAUACACUGAGCCCGUACUCUCGAAUCAAGAGGAAGCUGAAGGGAGAUAUCAAACAGGAGUAACUACACUGAAAGCUUCUCUGGAACAACGCUGCAGUGUCCAUCAUGACAGCAGCCUGGAUCACCGUCCUAUAAACUUAACAGCUUCUGCGUGUUAAUACAUUCGGCAUGGGAAAUUAAGGUGGACAUAUUGAAAAAGUUCUUUUCCCCUACAGGAAGAAAAAAUAGUUUAUCAUCCAGGUCAGAAAAAUCAAUACAUUUUGUGUUACAGUAUGAUUUUAGAUGUUGUGAUUAUAGGCAGUGCCUAGGUCUGGUUGCACAAAGACUUUGCUCCGAUUAAACAAAUAGUUCAACUUAAAAUAGACAACUAAUUUGUUAUGUGUACUAAAUGAAGUAUAACUGGAUGGAUGGCUUGUCAUUAAAUUUGGUAUAUACAUUAAUGUCACACUCAGGAUGAACUGUAAUCACUUUGCUGAUCUUCUGAUAGUUCAAAAUUUCAAUUUGUCGAGUACUUUGGUUUAAAGUACCCCCAAAUGUCUACCUAAGGCAUUGUGUUCAGGCUCUUUCACGGCUAUCAGAGAUAAUCUGCUGCCAUUCCAGCUGAUGUCUUAAUGUGCACAGCACAUGUGAGUGCUCUGUUUACAUUAGGGCUAUUUCCAGUGUCUUGGGGGCCACACUGAUCAGUAAUGAGUAAAAACAAAAAAGUUGUCAGUAACAACACUUAACAUUUAAAUAUGAACAGACUGCUGGAAGAGGUGCUUCUGUAUCAAGUGGCUCUGUUGUCCUCUGAUCGCCUCCUUAACACAUCUCAAAUUAGUUUUUCUUAACGGUUUGCUUGAGCCUAGUAGGAGCAAAAUAAUACUGUCUUUGUGCAGCCAGCCUCAGAAAUUAACCACCAACAAAGCUACACAGCCAACCAAAAAAGUCCACACAGGUUGUUGUACCAUUUACUCCAUGUCAAAGGUGUUUCUAUUCUGCCACAGAGAUUAAUUUUAUACAACUGAAUGAAUUUAGACAUUUAGACAACAACAAGAAAGCCGCUUUGCUAUUGGUUGAGUAUCUGUGUGUGUGUGUGUGUGUGUGUGUGUGUGUGUGUGUGUGUGUGUGUGUGUGUGUGUGUGUGUGUGUGUGUGAGAGAGUGAGUGUGUGUCUGCCUGUCUGUGUGUGUCAGCAUGGACCAAAGUUGAACUCUUGAGUGAGUGACUUCACUCAUCAUUAAGAUUUAGUUUGUUGCAAUGUGAGUGUGAUCCGGUUAGUUUGAAUGGACAUGCAAUGAGUUUAUGGGGAGGCCGGCAUUGGUUGCUUUAUAUGUUAAAUGUAGUUUGUAACCUUUUUUGGCUUGUGACCCUUUUUCUUCAACUGCUUUGCUUUUUAACAUUUGACACUUUUAAUGUAUCACAUUAUACAACCUGUUGUCCUGCUUUGUACAGACUGACUGUAACAGGUCAGUGUGAGGUUGGAUUGUAUGAGAUGCUUCUUACAGCCAGAGACAGAAAGCAGUCAUAUUAAACACCAUGAAUGUUUAAGUAAUCAAUUGUCCAGCGCUGUUGAACCUGACUGAUGCAAAGUCAGCCUCUGAAUUUGUGGGCCAGAUGUGUCAAUAAAUUUGUAACAAGCGGGAUCUUAUGAAAUUAUCCCUGAUAUAGAUCUUCAUGUUGGAAGAUAAAAUUUACAGAUAAUAAUGACUGGUUGAAUGAAUAAAACAUGAAAAAUAUAAAUGAUUACAAAGAGUAUAUUAUAUAGGAGAAAGGGUGCAUGUGUGGGACUUAAACUCUUAAGUGUUUAUAAAAUCUGUAUGGAAGGCUACAUACAGGUUGACCCAACAGGAAGGUUUCACUUCUGGGGAAACUUUGGAUGGGACCAAACGCUGUUGUGUGCUGAGGUUCUUUAUGUAGAGCCUCAAGUACUAAAAUCCUGCCCAUGUUCACACACAUCUGUACAUCAUAGACAUGCUGAUUCUGAUGGGCUUCACUUUUUAUGCCUCCACACCGGCAUUAGCUGUGGCCAGAGACAUUGGACCUCAUUCAUGAACUGUUAGUUAAUGUGUAAGUAGAUUUGCACAUAAAAAACCUUUGUACUAAAAACCUACAUUGAAUUCAUAAACCCCGUGGGAAACUCAGAAUGCCAGUCAAUUGUAAAUUGACAGCAUGCUUCUGCUGGUCAGCAAUUAGCAUACAUCUUUGCCCAAGAAUAGCCAGUGACCACCAUAUAAGGAGGUGAAGCGUACUAUGGAUUGGUGCAUCAUGUUGACCUGCAAACAGAGAGAGAGAGAGAGAGAGAGAGAGAGAGAGAGAAACAAAAACUUUCUGACAAGACUGAAGCUAUUCUAGGUUAAGUGGAGUUUAGAAAAAUAUUUUAUUUUCUUCUGUUAGUAGUGGUGUGACAGGGACAGGUAAAUCAAAGGCCUGGAAGGAGGUAAAGAGUGCCGUCAGUUAAAAUAAAAUGGUUGCAAAAAAUGCAUAGGCACACAAAAACAACAGCUACAGGAGGAGGCUCUUUCUAGUCACAGCUGCAGACAAGAACAUUGGCGAGACCUCUCUGUCAGGGGAGAUGGCGACAUGCCUGCACUGGACCAAUCAACAGCAAACUCAGAAGGUAUGGCGAUGUAUGUGUUAUAUUAAGUGUUAAAUCACGAUACAUUCUGACAGCCAUCACAGAUAGCUUAGUGUUUGUCUGUGUGUUUAGCUGAGUGGAGUUCUCUCCUGAUUGAUUGAAGUGGGCAUGGGAUGCCAGGAAUGUAGAGAACACUUGUAGCUAAGAAGUCGAUUUAAACUACUCAUUUGCAUUUUUAAGAAUCCUAAUCUGAAGCCUAAAUCUGCUGUUGUCCACUAAUUAGCUAAAUGUGUUAUAUUUCUAAUCUUUUGUCAUGUUUAACGUACAUGUUUCAAAGGCAUCUGCGUAUUGGGAACAUACAGAUAGUAAUACAAAUUAAAACUAAUUUCUUAUGACAAGCAGCAUAUAUGUGCAAUCCUUAAUUACAUAAGCACUUAUAACAGUCAGAAGCUGGUUUAGAUUUUCCAGAUGAAAAGGAGGUUGCGCAUCAACAGUGAUGAUACUCAGAGUGCUAAACCCAAAAAUCCAAUAUAAUCAAAAAUGUAAAAAUGCAAAAAGGCUCUGAAGAAAGCCAUGUGCCAAAACGCGUUAGCGUUUGAUUUUUUGAUGUGAGCCAUUAAAAGAAGUCAAACGUGAUUACUUUGUCCGCUUCCUUAACUUUGCAAUUUGAGAUGUGCUACCAUUUUUUUGAGAUGUGCAACGCACUGUCUCAAGAACGUGUUGAGGGAAUUUCUUCAGAUUUGUCACUCAUGUCCACUUGGACUCAGCAAUAAACUGAUUAGAUUUUGGUGGUCCAAGGUCAAAAAUCAAGGUCAAUGUGACCUCACAAAACAUGUUUUUGGCCAUACCUCAAGAUUUCAUUGGCUAAUCAUGACAAAAAUUUAUGCAAAUGUCUGAUAGGAUAAAAUGAUGAGGUGAUAGCAUUUUAUAUCGAAAAGGUCAAAGGGCAACUUCACUGUGACAGAAGGGAAAACAUAGGCCCUGCGUUCCAAAUUGCAUACUUCUACUACAUACUUUUAUGUAUAUAUACUUAUAUAUACUUUUUAGUAUGUACUGCAGCUGCCCUUAAAAAGUAUGUAGUGUAGUAUGCAGCAUGCAUGCAGUAUGCAUACUAUUGGGAUACACUACAUCCACCAUCACAUCGCUCCCUGAACUCCGACCUUCUUGCUCACUUCCGCCGCCGUCUGUUGCACCACAUUUGAAUAUUUUGUUUUGUUGUACUUCGGAGAUGCAGCAAAUCUCCUCUCGUCAAGCCCGCCAGAGUCGUGCAUACCGUCGUAGGUGCCGGAGAGCUCUGUUGCUGUUAUGUCAUAAUGUAUGUUGUUGUUUCUAAUAAACUGACGUGUUCACGUAAA